Colletotrichum tamarilloi is the source of this 181-nucleotide messenger RNA. RefSeq lists its product as uncharacterized. Lineage: Eukaryota; Fungi; Ascomycota; Sordariomycetes; Glomerellales; Glomerellaceae. The annotation marks the transcript as partial. The transcript has a single exon. The record is from RefSeq and is a predicted model, not a curated record.
AUGAUGGAACCUCGUCGCACGUCAAGCGUCUAUUCCGACACCUUCGAGCUUGAUGAUCUGCUGCUAAGGCUUACGAAACAGGCCGAUGAGCAGCACGAUAUGGUCUCCGACAUCUUGCAGCAGGAGAACAACGCACUCUAUCGCAAGCUCAGGGCGGCACGGCAGCUGUGGCGGUUCAUUG